AUGUUUGACAGCUCGCAGUAUCCCUACAAUUGCUUCAACUACGACGCCGACGAUUAUCCCGCCGGCAGCUCCGACGAGGAGAAGCGGUUCACGAGGCCCGCGUACAGCUACAUCGCGCUGAUCGCCAUGGCCAUCCAGCAGAGCCCCGCGGGCAGGGUGACCCUGGCGGGCAUUUACGACUUCAUCACGCGCAAGUUCCCCUACUACCGCGCCAACCAGCGCGCCUGGCAGAACUCCAUCCGCCACAACCUGUCCCUCAACAGCUGCUUCGUCAAGGUGCCCCGGACCGAGGGCCAGGAGAAGGGCAAGGGGAGCUACUGGACGUUCGCGGGCGGCUGCGACUCGCUGCUGGAUCUCUUCGAGAACGGCAACUACCGGCGGCGGCGGCGGCGGCGCGACGAGGGGGCGAGGGCGGCUCGCGAGGAGGACGCCCCGGGGCCCCGGGGUCCGCGAGAUCCCGCUGGCGCGGCAUCCCCCGACCCCGCCCACCCCUCCGGCCCCCCAGGCCCCGCCCGCGGGAAGGAGGACCCCCAAGGGGGCAUCAAGUUCAGCAUCGACUACAUCCUCUCCUGCCCCCACCCCCACCCCCGGCUCAAGCCGCCCCGUCCCACUCAGGAGGGCAAAUGCCCCCCGCUGGAGCCCCAGCCCAGGAACCCGCACUUUUGGGCCAUGGCCCUUUCAGCCCCCACGGAGAACGAGGAGAGCCACUGUGCAGACUCCCCACCUUCCCCAGACCGACCCGGGAGUCUAAACCAGCCCCGGCGGGCCGGAGGCCACAGGCUGCUGCUUUCCAGAACGCUCCGCUGGGAAAGCACCACAUUUGGGGGUACCCACUGCCAGCCACGCCACAGAGCUGAGAUUCUUCCGGACUCCAGCCCCCCGCGUGCCCAUGGGACGUGUGUGCCGUCCCGUGUUUACAUCCCACUGUCGGUGGGUCCCUCAGGCCUGCCGUUUAGGGGCCAGGACGAGGGGCUGCCCCCUCCUCUCAGUGCACCCGAGGCACAGCGCCGUUCGGGAGCUUGA
This is a messenger RNA of Choloepus didactylus (southern two-toed sloth), 1023 nucleotides long. RefSeq names its product forkhead box L3 (gene FOXL3). Gene Ontology annotation, biological process: cell differentiation; anatomical structure morphogenesis; regulation of transcription by RNA polymerase II. The record is from RefSeq and is a predicted model, not a curated record. NCBI's taxonomy places the organism in Eukaryota, Metazoa, Chordata, Mammalia, Pilosa, Megalonychidae. The coding region runs from base 1 to 1023 and encodes 340 amino acids. Gene Ontology annotation, molecular function: RNA polymerase II cis-regulatory region sequence-specific DNA binding; DNA-binding transcription factor activity, RNA polymerase II-specific. The transcript is spliced from 7 exons.